UCUUGUAGAACUUUUAUCAGAAAGGUUCUAAAAAUUAAUAGAAGCUAACAAUGUUUGGAAGAGAGGAAAAUUACUUGUCAUUUCCCUCCAUUGUUUUUCUCCUUCUACCCCUUGUAUUAUUCAUUUGGAAGAAGCUUACCUCUCAAUGUUUCAAUAUACCACCAGGUCCAACACCAUGGCCAAUUGUGGGCAAUCUAGUCCAAAUGGGUAAAAAGACACACAGUCACAUAACAUUUGCACACUUUGCCAAAGCUUAUGGCCCUCUGAUUUCACUAAGAGAAGGUACUCGGCUCGCCGUCGUUGCGUCUUCACCAGCAGCCGCAACAGAAAUACUGAAGACCCAUGAUCGUCAAUUCUCAUUCCGGUUCAUACCGGACAAGUCCAGCGAUUCCAACCCUGAUCCUUUUAGCAUGGCCUCGCUUGUCUGGGCUCCUGAAUGCAGUGGCCAAUGGAAGGUGUUACGGUCAUUGUGCCGGUCUGAGUUAUUCUCACCCAAAGCAAUAGAUUCACAGGCCAAUUUGAGAAGAACAAAAUUGGGUGAAAUGGUCAACUUUUUGGAAUGCAAAGAAGGCCAAGUUGUGCAGAUUAAAGACGUUGUUUUCACUACUGUUUUCAACACUUUGUCUACACUCUUCUUUUCCAAAGAUCUAGUCCGCUUUCAAGAUGGAGAAGAGGAAUCCAGUGGCUUAAAAGACCAUUUUAAGGAGUUGGCAGAGCUUGCUGGUAAACCAAAUAUCGCAGAUUUUUAUCCUAUAUUAGAACGCUUGGACCUUCAGGGUAUAAAGAAAACCACCAUAAAGUGCGUCAUGCAAAUUUACAGUGAAUGGCAACAUAUUAUCAAAGAAAGAAGAGUAGGUCGCGGCAAUAAUAGUCCGUCAAGAGGACGUGAUUUCCUCGAUGCCAUGCUCGAAAACAAGUUUGCAGAUUAUCAGAUUAAUCAACUGAUUAUUGAAUUGUACAAUGCAGGUGCAGACACUACAACCACUGUAGUAGAGUGGACAAUGGCAGAGAUGCUGAAAAACAGAGAAGCCAUGGAAAAAGUUCGUGAAGAGCUCAGAAGAGAAUUCGACCAAGAUUCGAAUAUCUCAGAGUCAGUUGUCUCUCAGCUUCCAUAUUUGAAUGCAUGCUUUAAGGAGACAUUGAGAUUGCACCCACCUGCUCCAUUCCUUCUUCCACACUGUGCUUCUGAAACAUGUAAAGUUAUGGAAUAUACGGUUCCAAAGAACUCCCGCGUGAUUGUGAAUUUCUGGGCAAUUGGGCACGACCCUGAAAUCUGGGAAGACCCAUUUAAAUUCAAACCAGAGAGGUUUAUUGGGUCGGAGCUGGAUUACAAAGGUCAUGAUUAUGAGUAUUUACCAUUUGGAGCUGGUAGGAGAAGCUGUCCAGGACAACCUCUGGGGAGCAAACAAGCGCCAUUGAUUUUGGCUUAUCUGCUACAUUGCUUUGAUUGGUCUGUUCCAAAUAACUCACCCAUUGAUACCAGUGAGAGGCUUAUCUUAUCUUUGGAAAUGGUACAUCCUUUAAAACUUAUUCCCAAGCGGAGAUUUUAGCACCUGUGUAUUUCUAGUUCAGAUUUCAGAAUAUGCUUCUUUUUCAAUUAGUUUGGUUCACUCUGUUUUAUUAUGUUUAAUUUUCGUAUUUAUUUAUUUGGAUUGGAAAUAAAAAGGCUGCUUA
Molecule: messenger RNA, 1674 nt
Organism: Ziziphus jujuba (common jujube)
Lineage: Eukaryota; Viridiplantae; Streptophyta; Magnoliopsida; Rosales; Rhamnaceae
Product: probable (S)-N-methylcoclaurine 3'-hydroxylase isozyme 2
Exons: 2
Coding region: 51-1550 (499 amino acids)
Molecular function (GO): heme binding; monooxygenase activity; oxidoreductase activity, acting on paired donors, with incorporation or reduction of molecular oxygen
Source: RefSeq, a predicted model, not a curated record